UCUCCCUCAAUCAUAUUCUUCAAACGCCGAAGAACCCUGUGGUUAUCUCCAUGAUCUGCUUUUCAAGUUUGAACGGACAACACCAUUUAAAAUCGUUCUAAAACCAGAAUUGAAUAAAACCCCUCGUAAUCAUGAGCCAUGACGUAACAAUCUGGUGGUUGGGUUUAUUAGCAAAACCCGGGGUUUAAAAGGCGGGCAGUUACCUGCAAUUCCACAUAGUCAUCACAUCAAAGUCAUCACCAAUCUGUGCAAGUAAAAUGGUUCAUCUCAUCCUCGCCGUAUUGGUUUGCUUAUCCACGGUCAAUGCAGGACCUUUGGCUCAAAAUAUAUCGCCCAUUCUCAACACCAACCCAGAGCAAACGCUUUUUUACCAACAGGCCCAGCUGGAAACAUCUCCAGCCAAUUUUCCUCAACCCGUAAUCAACGGUGAACCAGUGGCUCCGGUUCUCAACACGAUCCCUGCUCAAACGCGUGCUGUGGAAAAUCAUCAGCUCAUUGCAGCUCAACAACAGCUUGAACAACUUAAAGCUCAGCAACUCAUUCAGAUCCAACAGCAACAGCAAGAAAUAGAGGCUGCACGACAUUUUGGAAGACUCUGAAUAAAACUUGAUAUUACAUACAUGUAUAUCGUUUUGAGCGCACUGAGUAAGGUAAUUAGUUGUGAUAUCAAAUCAUGAAUCAUUAUGUUUGUGAGGUACUUGCAAUCAA
Molecule: messenger RNA, 708 nt
Organism: Tigriopus californicus
Lineage: Eukaryota; Metazoa; Arthropoda; Copepoda; Harpacticoida; Harpacticidae
Exons: 3
Coding region: 258-599 (113 amino acids)
Source: RefSeq, a predicted model, not a curated record